Messenger RNA from Laetiporus sulphureus 93-53, 357 nucleotides. RefSeq lists its product as uncharacterized. The annotation marks the transcript as partial. NCBI's taxonomy places the organism in Eukaryota, Fungi, Basidiomycota, Agaricomycetes, Polyporales, Laetiporaceae. The record is from RefSeq and is a predicted model, not a curated record. The transcript has a single exon.
UCGACAACGACAAUUGACAACUUCACCGCUGCAGUCGACAAGCUCGAUUCUACAGGCCGCAACUGGAUCAUCUUCCAAAAGCGAUUCACCAUUGCUGCAAAGCAGAAGGAGGUGUACAGUCACCUCACUGGUGCAGCUGCUCGCCCUGUGCAUGCUGAUCCUGCCAAGCCCACUCCCACUGAGGAUGCUGCAAUUGCAUCCUGGGACAAGAAAGAGAAUCUUGCGAUGUACCUGUUGACGCAGAAGCUGCAUGACGUGACACUGACAAAGCACUUGCGCAAGGGGACGGUUGCAGAGAUCUGGUCGGCGGUGAUGCAGGAGUUCACUCAGAAGAGUCUGCUACUGCGUGCGACGAUG